This is a messenger RNA of Rhinolophus ferrumequinum (greater horseshoe bat), 967 nucleotides long. RefSeq names its product mastin-like. Gene Ontology annotation, molecular function: serine-type endopeptidase activity. The record is from RefSeq and is a predicted model, not a curated record. Gene Ontology annotation, biological process: proteolysis. NCBI's taxonomy places the organism in Eukaryota, Metazoa, Chordata, Mammalia, Chiroptera, Rhinolophidae.
CACUGAAGGAGCAGUUUGCUCCCAUCUGAACAUAUGUCUGCGCCUCGGGCCUCAGGUCCCAGGAGCUAGUGCUGGGGUCCGAGCUCUCUCCCGCCAGGUGCCCUGUGCAGCUGCUGUGGUUGCUGUUCCCGACCCUCCCCUGCCCGGGGGCUCUAUGCCCACGACCCUGAACCCGGACCCUGGCUCAGGACGUGAGCGCGUGGGCAUCGUGGGUGGGUGCGAUGUCUCAGCCAGCAAGUAUCCAUGGCAGGUCAGCCUGAGGUUCUACAAUAUAAAGCAUCACCUGUGGCAGCACGAAUGUGGGGGCUCCCUCAUCCACCCCCAGUGGGUGCUGACCGCUGCUCACUGUGUGGAACCGGAGGACUUGGAGCCCUGUGGCUUCAGGGUACAAGUCGGGCAGCUGAGCUAUGACCACGACCAGCUGCACGAGGUGGCUCAGAUCAUCCGCCACCCCAAGUUCAACUACAGCCUGUUUGCUGAGGGGGGCUCGGACAUCGCGCUGCUGAAACUGGAGGCCCCUGUGUCGCUCUCGGAGCACGUCAGCCCUGUCACCCUCCCGUCUGCUGCACUUUGAGUUCACCCGGGGACAAUGUGCUGGGUCACCAGCUGGGGUGACGUUACAGACAAUUCGCUGUUGCCCCCGCCCUACCAGAUGCAGGAGGUGGCUGUCCCCAGUGAGGGGAAUGGGGUCUGUAACGGGCAGUUCCAGAACUUCUCUUCAAAUGACAAUGACCCAGCCAUCAAGGAUGAGGUGCUAUGUGCCAGGAGCGAGGGCAGGAACUUCUGCAGGGGUGACUCUGGGGGCCCCCUGGUGUGCAGCUGGAAUUGCACCUGGGUCCAGGUAGGGGUCGUGAGCUGGGGCCGGCCGUGUGGUUGUGAUGAGUUCCCUGGGGUGUAUGCCGGAGUGACGAGCUAUGUCCCCUGGAUCCGGCAGUACGUCCCUGUGUUCUCCAGACCCUAGAUGGGG